This is a messenger RNA of Panicum virgatum (switchgrass), 306 nucleotides long. RefSeq lists its product as uncharacterized. Lineage: Eukaryota; Viridiplantae; Streptophyta; Magnoliopsida; Poales; Poaceae. The coding region runs from base 1 to 306 and encodes 101 amino acids. The record is from RefSeq and is a predicted model, not a curated record. The transcript has a single exon.
AUGGCGGUGCCCAACUACACCUACCACAAGCUGAAGCUGUUGGGUCCAAAUGGAGUCGUCACCGUGAGCGGCUCCUUCGAGCAGGCCUACGCCAACAGUCGCGAGCACUUCGACCUCGCCACCACCUCCGCGAAUUCGGCGGAGCUCAGCCAGCUUCGCGCCACCACCGCCGAGUGUCAUCCUAACCUUGGUAAGCCCAGCCAGGAACCGACUUUUGUCUCGACUGAAGAGACCAAGUCAGUCGUGGUCAACGACGCCGACCCAUCCAAGAUAGUGCGGGGCGGCUCCCAGCUGUCGGCCAAAUAG